Messenger RNA from Trichomonas vaginalis G3, 879 nucleotides. Its product is annotated as RNA polymerase II transcription regulator recruiting protein. The transcript has a single exon. The coding region runs from base 1 to 879 and encodes 292 amino acids. The record is from RefSeq and is a predicted model, not a curated record. Lineage: Eukaryota; Parabasalia; Trichomonadida; Trichomonadidae.
AUGCUUAGGACUAAAAGUUGCUAUAUUGCUAAAGGAAAAGACUCUUGCCCACUCGCAAGUGUUGCUUAUGCCUCAUUAGAAGCCGAAGCCUACUGCACAGCUCCUAAUGCUAUGGCAAUUUGCGAAAAAGCGAUCUGUGAUCAGAUCAACCGCAAGAUUUCCUACGAAGAAUGCUGCCAAAUCCUCUCAUUCAAUGCCCAUAAUAUUGUUCCUGCUACUAUGAUUUCAAAAGUUCUCCACGCUUUUGACUAUCAUAUGCCAGAUAUCGGUGAACCAACCGAGACCAGGAACAUUGACCAUCGUCGCUGCCGCAUGUGGCGCCCCGAAGAGGAUAUACUCCUCUUGGCUGCCAUCCAUAAGUUUGGUCUUGGCGAUUGGAAGUCUAUUUCUCAAUUUGUUGGUGGAGACAGGUCUAGAUCCCAAUGCUCACAGCGCUGGGGCCGUGCUUUGGACCCAAAAAUUACUAAACUCCCAUGGGGUGCUGAAGAAGAGCAGCAAUUAGUUGAUUUAGUUGCUGAACUUGGCGAACACUCCUGGGCCAAUGUUGCUAAGCGCCUUGGAACCAGAUCUGAUGUACAAUGCCGCUACAGAUACUAUCAGAUUUCAAAGAGGAAACCAUCCCUCAAGGCCAAGCCAGAAAUUGACUCACCACCACCACAGUCACCACCAUCAGUCAUGAAUUAUUUCGUUGGCCAACAGAAUUCACUCCCCAAAGUUGAAGAAACCAUUCCUCUUCCAACUAUUGCUCACGUUGAUAUUCUAUUUGGCAAGAAUUUAUUUGACUGCCCAAUAGAUGAGCUCAUUCCUCCGCUUAGACCAAAAUCAAGCAGAUCAUCUGAACCUUCAUCCCCUAAUAAUAUUUCAUCUUAUGUUAUUUAA